This is a messenger RNA of Physcomitrium patens, 1378 nucleotides long. RefSeq lists its product as uncharacterized. The record is from RefSeq and is a predicted model, not a curated record. Lineage: Eukaryota; Viridiplantae; Streptophyta; Bryopsida; Funariales; Funariaceae. Gene Ontology annotation, biological process: lipid transport. Gene Ontology annotation, molecular function: lipid binding.
UAGGCGAAAAAUUGUAGCGCCGUGCGAUGGAAUUAGUCCCUUGAAUGCAUAAAACUGGGGCACGCUCGUCUUCAUUGAGCAGUCCCGCCCCGUCCCUGCUCCAGUCUUCUGUGGCUCGGAGACGCGAGCUCUCCCGCCGACAUUGUUGGAUCAAUCGAUCUGCAUUGUCUGGGAUCUAGAAGGUUCGGUAGGUUCUGUCACUUGUACAGGUGUUUGAUCGAAGUCAUUGAGACUCACGGGUGGUUUGUGUGCGGAUCGGUAAAGAUGGCGUACAGGAUGUGUAUAGCGAUGUUAGUCGCUGCGACGCUGUUUGCAGGAGUGGCUUCACAGACCGGUCCAGAUUGUACUGGGGCGCUCAGUUCCUUGACGCCAUGUUUAGCGUAUGUGUCGGGACCGGAGCUGACUCCACCACCGAUGUGUUGCCAAUCCAUUGAAUCCUUGAACAUGAACGAUCCCGUCUGUUUGUGUCAGGCUGUGUCGUCGCUGGACGUGUAUCCCGCUGUUAACCAGACCAAGGCCUUCUCAUUGCCACGAGAUUGCAACGUGCAAGUAGAUACUACGAGUUGUCCAGCCUUGGCUACUCCGCCAGGCUUCGGUGUCCCUCCAGGCUUCGCUGCCCCUCCCAGCUUCGAUGUCCCUCCAGGCUUCGCUGCCCCUCCCAGCUUCGAUGUCCCUCCAGGCUUCGCUGCCCCUCCAGGAUUUGAUGUUCCUCCCGGCUUCGCUGCCCCUCCAGGAUUUGAUGUUCCUCCCGGCUUCGCUGCCCCUCCAGGCUUUGAUGUCCCUCCAGGCUUCGCUGCGCCUCCAGGCUUCGAUGUUCCUCCGGGCUUCGCUGCACCUCCAGGCUUCGAUGUUCCUCCGAGCUUCGCUGCUCCUCCAGGCUUUGAUGUCCCUCCAGGCUUUGCUGCUCCUCCUAGUUUCGACGUGCCUCCCGGCUUCUCAGCACCACCGAUGCCUGCGGUUCCUCCCACUAUGUUCACCCCUCCGUUGUCACCUGCCUCAUCUCCGACGUCUUCGCCCUCUGUUGAUGCCCCAGAAUUCGCACCGUCUUCUCCAACUGUCCCUUCAACUCCCGCAGGAGGGCCUUCUGCUGGCACGCCCCCUGUUGCUGGCAGAUCUCCCCAGUCCAGUCCAGGUGGUACACCCGUGGUGGGUUCUCCCGGUCCGUCGCCUGCCGACUCCGGAGCUUCGGCUAUUCAACACUCCGUAGUGUUUGGUGUGGCGGCUGCUGGAUUUCUUGCUCUUGUGUUGUAAGGAGAUCUCGUCCGAGGGCGAUAGGGUAUUCGUAGAUUUCUGGUAGGUAAUAUGUGAGGUUGGGAACCGAUUCUGCCGUAGCACAUUGAUUCUUUUUAUGCAAUAAAAUGCUUGCUUUCAUGCUCGA